Molecule: messenger RNA, 1116 nt
Organism: Vigna angularis (adzuki bean)
Lineage: Eukaryota; Viridiplantae; Streptophyta; Magnoliopsida; Fabales; Fabaceae
Exons: 2
Coding region: 1-1116 (371 amino acids)
Source: RefSeq, a predicted model, not a curated record
AUGGCCUCUAUUUCUCCAAUACCGAGGAAGAGUGAAUUUGUUCUUGACUGUGUGCAUGUUACUUGCAAUGAUAAAUGUAUCUCUGUCACUAAUGGGUUUUAUGAGUCUUUUGAAACUAGAUUAUUCCGGAGUUCACUCCAAGGAAGGAAAAUUGGUAUCAACAGUCUGGAAUCUAGAAUAGAAAUAGUAGAUUUGGAGGCAGAAAGAUUCACUAGCUUCCUAAAUAAGAAGAAGGCAGAUGUAAAUCAAAGUGAUGACAAAAUGAAGAACAAAGACGGGGAUUUACCAAGUACUGAUCUCAUUAUGAUGGCCAAGUCAGAAACAACAAAAGCAAGUCUGGAACAAGAAGCAAAGGAAUCUAUGUGGUAUUUGAACAGUAGGUGUGCAUGUCACGUGACAGGGGAUCCAACAAAAUUCACAAGCCUCUCUCAUAGGACAACUGGUCAUGUCACUUACGGUGAUAACAACAAGGGUAAAACUAUCAGUAUUGGUAAAAUUCAAACACCCUUAACAUAUGAAAUUGAGAACGUAUUGCUUGUUGAAGAAAUGGGAAUUUCUCACAACUUCUCUGCCCUUGCUGAUGAAAAUUGGAUGAUGGCAAUGCAAGAAGAGUUAAAUCAAUUUAAGAGGAACAAAUUGUGGGAACUUGUUCCAAGGGUAAAAACUCAACAAGUGAUUGGUACAAAGUGGGUGUUCCGAAAUAAAAUGGAUGACUCUAGUGAAAUCAUCAAGAAUAAGGAAAAAUUAGUUGCAAAGGGUUAUAGUCAAGAAGAGGGAAUCGAUUACAACGAGACCUAUGCUCCAGUGGGAAGAUUAGAAGCCAUAAGAAUACUUCUAGCCAUUGCUUUGGUGAUGAGAUUUAAACUGUAUCAAAUGGAUGUAAGGAGUGCAUUUCUGAAUGGGUACAUUAAGGAAGAAGUAUUCAUUGAACAACCUCCUAGUUUUCAUGAUUAUGAGUAUCCAGAUCAUGUGUUCAAAUUGAAAAAGGCUCUAUAUGGAUUGAAAUUGACGCCAAGGUCAUGGUAUGGACGACUAAGUAAGUUCUUAAUCAAGGAAGAAUUCACAAGGGGUAAACUUGAUUCCACCCUCUUUAUAAAAAAAUUGUGGAAAGGAUAA